Messenger RNA from Drosophila kikkawai, 5334 nucleotides. RefSeq names its product Salt-inducible kinase 2 (gene Sik2). Gene Ontology annotation, molecular function: ATP binding; protein serine/threonine kinase activity. Gene Ontology annotation, cellular component: cytoplasm. The record is from RefSeq and is a predicted model, not a curated record. NCBI's taxonomy places the organism in Eukaryota, Metazoa, Arthropoda, Insecta, Diptera, Drosophilidae. Gene Ontology annotation, biological process: protein phosphorylation; intracellular signal transduction.
CGGGACUGGAGGCAGCCACGUUUCCCCAGCAGCAGCAGCAGCAGCAGGCCAUCCAUCCAUCCCAUCUGUGUGUCGCAUUGCCGCGAGUCGAGAGCACUGCCAUGGGCCAGGAGGUGCUGGCGUUCCGGGCAUUCCCUGCAUGCUCUGCGAGCAUGUGCCUCAUCAUCAUCCUCUCGCGCGUGUCGCUACCGAUCUCAGUCUCGGUCUCUCAUCUCCGGCACUGCCUCCUCUCUGUGUGAAGAACACUAGCUCGCACGCCCGUAGUGGCGCAGUUGGAAAAUGAGCGCGUGCGAGGCGGCGGCGGCGGCUGCAUCGGCUGGCGAGGAGUCCGCCACCAAGUCCGAGGAGGGCCAGCCGCCGGAGGAACAGAAGCAUGAGAAGCUAGAAAAGUUGGUGGUCAAACAGGCAAGCGGGAAACAGGAGAAGCAACAGCAGCCGGAGAAGAAGCCGCAGGAGAAGCAGCCUCAAAAUGGCAAACCCGAGUCAGAGACCUUGGACAAAAUGCCACAUCCCCAACUGGAGUCCAUACGUAGCUCUGUCCUGCUGGACAACAGUGCUGCUGCCCCUUCUAUCGAUGCUUUGGUGGCCUGCAAGGAUGCUUUGCUGGCCCAGAAGCUAUUUGCCAGCGGCGGCGCCACUCCAGGCCCCAGUCCCACAGGUACUUCUGGAGGAGGAGCAGGAGGAGGUGCUAGCGGCGGCGGCUCUAUGGGCGGUGUGAGUGGCAAGGAUCUGCUCAAGCUGAAGGAACCCAUGCGUGUGGGCUUCUAUGAUAUCGAACGCACCAUUGGCAAGGGCAAUUUUGCCGUGGUAAAGCUGGCCCGGCAUCGCAUCACCAAGAACGAGGUGGCCAUCAAGAUCAUAGACAAGUCGCAGCUGGACCAGACCAACCUACAGAAGGUCUAUCGCGAGGUGGAGAUUAUGAAGCGACUGAAGCAUCCGCACAUCAUCAAGCUUUACCAGGUUAUGGAGACCAAAAACAUGAUCUACAUAGUCUCCGAGUAUGCCAGCCAGGGCGAGAUCUUUGAUUACAUUGCCAAAUAUGGCAGAAUGUCAGAGUCGGCGGCCCGCUUCAAGUUCUGGCAAAUCAUCUCGGCGGUGGAGUAUUGCCACAAGAAGGGCAUUGUUCAUCGUGAUCUCAAGGCUGAGAAUCUGCUCCUGGAUCUCAAUAUGAACAUCAAGAUAGCUGAUUUUGGUUUCUCGAAUCAUUUCAAGCCUGGCGAGCUCCUAGCCACCUGGUGCGGCUCACCGCCAUAUGCAGCACCCGAGGUGUUUGAGGGGAAACAGUACACGGGACCGGAGAUUGAUAUUUGGUCCUUGGGCGUGGUUCUGUAUGUCCUCGUCUGUGGCGCCUUGCCCUUUGAUGGCUCUACGCUGCAGAGCCUGCGGGACCGUGUCCUUUCUGGUCGCUUUCGCAUCCCCUUCUUCAUGAGCUCCGAGUGCGAGCAUCUCAUCCGUCGCAUGCUUGUCCUGGAGCCCACACGUCGCUAUACCAUCGAUCAGAUUAAGCGGCAUCGUUGGAUGUGUCCCGAGCUGCUGGAGCAUGUCCUUAUAGCCAAGUAUAAUUUGAGUGCCGAGCGACAGUCGGGACUGGAGCCCAGCGAGGAUAUCCUUAGGAUAAUGGCGGAAUAUGUGGGCAUUGGGCCGGACAAGACGCGGGCGAGUCUCAAGAAGAACACCUAUGACCAUGUGGCGGCCAUUUAUUUGCUACUCCAAGAUCGCGUCAGUCACAAGAAGGAGCAGAGCAAUGGCUCAUCGGUUGCCGCCGCCCAGCAGCGGUUGCUCUACAAGAGCACCAAAAUCGACCAGCAGCAGCAGCAGCAGCAACAAUCCAAGACAAUAUCCACCAGCUCGAUCCUGGCCAAGGAUCAGGCCCACAAAAGACUUAGCCGUCAUCAGACGGUGCUUAUGAGUGACCGCCCGGAACCCAGUCACUAUUAUGCCAAGUACUCGCCUCUCCAGCUGCCACUCCAAGCCCAUUUGGCGGGGUAUCUAAAUGGAGCAGGAGGAGGAGGAGGUGGAGUGCCAGAGGUGGAGCCACCGCCUGGCAUACCCUUACCCAUGCGUUAUACCCCAUUGCCUGCAGCUGUUUCGCCGGCGCCCUCCAACAGCUCUACGAACUCCUCGCGAAUGGGAAGGCACAGCCUGAGCUCCAAUUCACCGCAUGGCCAUCGUCCGGUGGCCAUAUCCCUAAGCAUUGACAACAAUCCCUCGCUGGUUAAUCUACGCUGCCGGGAGAUGAUGGAGGGAGGAGGAGGACCAGGACCCGGACCCGGACCCGGUGUACCCUUGGCCUCGAAGCAACUGCAUCAGACCAUCAGCGAGUACAUCAUCAAGCAGAGCACCGAAGACUGCCGGCAGCUGCUGCAGCAGUCCACAGCUGUGGCGGAGGGCAAGGAGGAGCCGCCCAAGCUGCCGGAAACAGCAGCCUCUCCUUCAGUGGGCGGCGGAGGAGGAGGAGGAGGAUCAGGUUCAGCUUCAGGCAUGGCUUCCGUUUCGGGCUCCUGUUCUGGCGAGAGCAAUACCAAGACCAUGAAGGCCAUGUCCGGCUCCAGCAGCUUUGACUCUCAGGCCAAUCUUGGCCAGAGCUUUCGCUACAAGAUGUCCGCCGAGGCCACCAAGCUGUUCCAGACCCUCCAGGAGAGUCCUUUGCCCGUAGAGCAACGAAGCAAGCGACGUGGCCAACUGGGCGGCAGCAGCACCACCACCAAUGGCAGUGGCGGUGAUUCCGGCCAGGAGAUGAACGAGUCCAAAUCGAAUGGUGACAGCAGAUCAGAGAAAAAGGUCCUGGCCCAGGGCAGCUCCAGCACGGAUGAGGGCUGCGAAACGGAUCAGGGCAAUGAUCCCUCCGGCUCGGCCUCACAAGAGUCCAAGGACAGCAAUGGUCAUGGUCAUGGCCAGGCCAAUGGUGGACCCACCUCGCACUCGAGCAGCGAUCUAACCCACCUGGCCGGCGGUGCUGGUGGAGGCGGCAGCCGGGGUGGCAAUGGAGGCCAAACCCAUCGGAUGCGUUCGUAUGCCAGCAGUAGCUCCUCCAGCGGUGUCUUAGCUGGCAGCGCCGGCAGCUAUUCCAAGAGUCUCAGCCAGAAUUUAAGUCGCGGCUCCUCGAAGAGCAACUGCAGCGGCCCCUACGAUAGCCUGGACUUUGCUUUGCCCUCGGGCAAGGGUAGUCUGCCCUCCUGUAUGGGUUCCAGCUCCAUGCUGGCCACACCCACGCCGGCUUCGGGUUCGCCGGCGGCCGUCUCCUCGGAGCAUUCGUCGGAGCGUUCGUUGUAUGGCAGCCACAGCUCCUGCAUCCAUAUGCCAGGGGCCUUGGCCUUGGGCCUGGGCUUGGGUCUGGGUUUGCCGCCUCCUAGUUCGGCCUCCACGCCCACACCGAAUCCCACACCGCCGCCAAACGGAGGAGGAGGAGGAGGAGGUGCACCCUUUCUGGACAAGCGUUCGCCCAUACAUUUCCGCGAGGGACGUCGGGCCAGCGAUGGCUUGGUGGCCCAGGGACUGCUCAGCUCGGGCAGCCUGCUGGGCACUAGCCGGGUGUAUGGAAGCUAUCGCUAUGAGCAGGCCAAGCGACACAACUGGCUCGAGAUCCAGCAGCUGCAGCAGGAGGCGGCACACCACCAGCAUCAUCAGCAGCAGCAGCAUCAUGGACAUGGACAUGGCCAGGUGUAUGGCCUGGAGGAGCUUUGUCAAUUUCCCAAUGGUCAAUUUUAUGUCCUGCCCGCCGGCAAACAUCAUCCGCUAAUGACGCUGCCGCAUCAUCAUGGACAUGCUCAUGGUCAUGGUCAUGGCCAUGGUCAUGGACAUGUUCAGCAUCCUCUGUUCCAUCCUGGUCAGGCGGCUGCUCCACCACCGCUGCUCCUGGAAGCCGGCGCUGGCGGGGAUCUGUAUGGUCAUGCUGCUGCGGCCGCCGCCGCCGCUGCGGCUGCCGCUGCUGCUGCUGCUGCCUGCUAUGCUCCGCCACCGCCGCCACCGGGUCUCUAUCCACAUCCACAUCAUCCUUUAGCAGUGCCCAUGUCGCCCAUGCAGAAGCCACCGCUGCAGCAGCAACUGCUUCAGCAUCGUCUGCUCCAACAGAAGCGUCAGCUCUUCCAGAAGCAGUACGCUUUGGAGGCUCAGCUGGCCGGGCGACAUCAUCAGCAGCAGCAUCCACAUCCACAUCCGCAUCAGCAGCAGCAGCAGCAUCAGCUUCAUCAGCACCAUCAGCACUUUGGCCACCCGCAGCCGCCGCCACCACCACCGCCUGCUCCCAAUCCCGAACAGCACCUGGCCGAGGAGCUGUAUGAGUUGGCUUUGCUGGAGCGACCCAGGAGCGGCACACCGCGGUUGCAGCACUCGAUGACCAUGCCGGGAGCACAUGCCUUCAGCCAGAUGAACCUAAAGACCUCCUACAUCAGCCAAUCGGAUCAGCAGGGCUCUGGCCAGGGAGCAGGAGGAGCAGCAAAUGGUGGGGCAACGGGUGUGGUUGGAGGAGGAGCAGCAGCAGCCGGAUCAGUGCCGCCGUCCACAGCACCGGGCACGCCCACGGCAUUCAAGUGCAAGCCGGCCACGCCUCACGGGCACAGCCUGGAGGCCGAAUAUCAUACAUCGACGCCCGUGCUCAGUUUAUUCACGCCCAACUGGCAGUCGCUGGUGAAGCCGCUCAGCGAGAGUCCCAUCCUGGAGAUAUCCGAGCACCUGGAGUCUGUCUGAGCGGGAUGAAGGCGGGAAUAUGGGGAAGAGGGUGCAAAAGGGGGAUGCUCUCCCCGGGGGAAGGGAGGCAUCGGACUAAUGGGGGCCUUCGUUGGUCACCUUUUUUUAUUAAGCUCGCAAUCGCAAUUAUGAAUUAUUUGAUCCCAUAUACGAUAUACAAACCAGGCAUACAUAUAUAGAUAUAUAUAUAUAUAUACAAUACACGGAUCCAUCUGGAACUGGAACUGGGAGCUAUACGAUGGAAUCAACGUAAUAUUGGAAGAUUUAGUUGUGUUACUAGCCUUAAGUAGUCCAAGUUUCGUACGCAUACACGCAGACAUAUACAAUAUGUAUAUUGAUAAUAAUAGCGUUAAGCUAUAGCUCUACUUAUGAUUACACUAUAUAGUAAACCCCCGGAGAGGAGGAGGAGGAGGAUGAGAAGGAAAAACCGAAGAACAACGUAACUACAUAUAUCAAUUAUUCGAAGCAUUUAUUGGGGGCAUAGAUAGGGUAUAUCCAUAUAUGGAUAUAUCUAUUAUGUAUUGGUACAAUAAUUAGCAACAAGCAAGAAAAAAAAAAGAAACAAAAACAAAAAAAAAACAUCGAUUGUUCUUAAACAUGGAAUUCAAAUGUAAACCAGAUAUUAAAGUCAUUUGGUAUAAAAUGCAA